AUGAUCCUUUUCCAGAUGACUGCUCCAGUCUCAGCUGUGUUCUCUGUGAAUGACUGGCUCUCACAGGUUACUCGCUACAUGUUCCUGGUCUGGCCUGUUCCUCGGCACACCGCCUCAGUCUCCGGGAGGAGCAGAGCCCUCCUGCUGCUCCUCUCCCUCUCGCUGGAGUUGAUAUUUGCGUCACUGCACCAUAGACAAGGGCUGAAGAUGAAAAGCAGAGGACUGGGUUUCACUCUUCCCUUUGCUAUGGCAGAAGAGCUGAAUCUCUCAUGGGUUGUUUGUGAAUUCAGACCUACCUUUCUUGCAGAGAAACAAGGCAAGUGCCCCAGAGAGAGACUCAACUGUACCACUGAACCUCGAAACGUGUGUGAAGGGGAUUAUGGCUGUGAACAACACUUUAAGUGCUGCCAAUUUGCCUGUGAGAAGAGGUGCAUGGAUCCAUACGAAGAACCCUGCAUGCUAUCAUUAGAUUCAGGAAACUGUAAGAAUUUCAAUAAGCGCUGGUAUUAUGAUAUUAAACAUUAUGUCUGCAAACCUUUUAAGUAUGGAGGCUGUGAUGGGAAUAGCAACAACUUCCUCAGCAAAAAAGACUGCAUGAAGGCUUGCUCAUUAACUGUCAAGACAGGACAGUGCCCACUCUUUCCUUCCAAGGACCGUAUGCAAUGCUCAGCUUCGUGUAACAGUGACCAUGAUUGCUCUGAAAAUGAAAAAUGUUGUGAAUCCAUGUGUGGCUUUGUUUGUUCCGUCGCCUGGAUAGUCAAAACAGGCUUCUGCCCACAAAAACCCACAUGUUUGAGGAUUGAUAAACCCCAGUGCCAGAAAGAUGAGGAUUGCCAGUUAGGAGAGAAGUGCUGCUCACGUUGUGGACUGAAGUGCCUGGAACCUUUCGUCUAG
Messenger RNA from Pipistrellus kuhlii (Kuhl's pipistrelle), 894 nucleotides. It is a transcript of the gene WFDC8, whose product is annotated as WAP four-disulfide core domain 8. Gene Ontology annotation, cellular component: extracellular region. The transcript is spliced from 6 exons. Gene Ontology annotation, molecular function: serine-type endopeptidase inhibitor activity. The record is from RefSeq and is a predicted model, not a curated record. Bases 1 to 894 code for a protein of 297 amino acids. NCBI's taxonomy places the organism in Eukaryota, Metazoa, Chordata, Mammalia, Chiroptera, Vespertilionidae.